AUGCUUUGCACCUCUGACGCGCCCGUCAAGGUCCCAACCUCUCGGCCUCCCGCUCAGCCUGGGGUACCACCGGGACUGCAAGUCAUAUGCCUCGGGUUUCCGCGAACAGGCACAUCUUCUCUGCGAAAAGCCCUCGAACUGCUAGGCUACACAUUCCAUCCGAAAGAAUCGGCGACGGAGAUGGGGCUGAGCACCACCGAACGACGGACAUGGAGUCGUGCUAUCGAUGCCAAAAUGUACGGCCGCGGUCGUCGCUUUGCAAAGGAGGAUUGGGAUGAGCUGUUGGGUGUGGCUAGCGGGACUACGGCAGUCAUCGCUGACCUCCCUCACCUUAUCUUUUCCUCCGAGCUCAUCGAUGCAUAUCCGCACGCUAAGAUCAUCCUCACCACUCGCAAGGCACGUAACUGGUGGAAAUCAUACUCGACAAUGGUCGAGAUCCUCCUUGCGCCAGUGGCCCGUUUCCCAUUCGUUCUCCCCUGGAAUCAACGCUCAGUGCUUUCCAAGCGCAAUUUCAACGUCAAAGCUCUCCGCGCCAUCUUCGGACAUCCACAGCCAAACCCCGAGCAAGCGCGAAAGCGUUAUGAAAAGCACUACGAGAGCAUUCGAAGACUGUUGCCGAAUGUCAAGCCGGAGGGAGCUUACAUAGCACUCGACAGUGCGGCGGCACUCGGCGCAAAAGACCCCGCUGUCAACUUGAACGAAUUUCACCAACGACGUCUGGAGUACCGGGUUGGGGAAGGUUGGGCACGCCUGUGCGCCUUUCUGGGGAAAGACGCGCCGGCCGAAGAGUUUCCGUACACCGAGUCGUGGCGUCAGCGUCAAGGGUAUGGUACUGGGAUACUCCGCCAGUGGAUCAACGGGUUUCCGUCCAUUGAGAGUUCCCUUAGGACUUCUCUUGCCUCAAUCGUAGUCGGUUUGGCUUGCGCCGUCUUCGUCUACUCUGGAGCAAGACGACUAGGACGGUGA
This is a messenger RNA of Mycena indigotica, 966 nucleotides long. RefSeq lists its product as uncharacterized. The record is from RefSeq and is a predicted model, not a curated record. Lineage: Eukaryota; Fungi; Basidiomycota; Agaricomycetes; Agaricales; Mycenaceae. Bases 1 to 966 code for a protein of 321 amino acids. The transcript is spliced from 3 exons.